AAUACUUUAAUGUUUUAUAUUUGUACUAUUUUUUAUUCGUGACUGAAUUCGUCAAAUCACAAGGCAAUAGUUACUGAUCUACAAUCUGCAAUAGAUCGAGAGAUAAUUCUCGCAUGAGUCUGCAGCGUGACUAAUCGCAAAGGAGCGCAAUAACAGAGGUUGAAGAUGAAUCAAACGCGCGUUUUGAGGAUUUGCUUAGAGCUUUCGACAAUUGCUCUUUAGUAAAGUUGCGGUUGCUAUAUGAAGAUCAGGUUCCAAGCGUUGCUUUGCCCUCGCAGAAAUGCCAGUGCGUGCAGUGACUUCUAGGUUCAUGUACAGGGGACUUUGCUCAAUUCCAGAUAUCCUCUCCUACAAGGCUCCUAUCGCCCUCCCCGAGGAUGAAGUGGAGGAGAUCCGGGAAGCCUUUAAGGUGUUUGACCGUGAUGGGAAUGGAUUCAUCUCAAAACAGGAGCUGGGAGUGGCCAUGCGUUCUCUUGGUUACAUGCCAAACGAGGUGGAGCUGGAGGUGAUCAUUCAGAGACUGGACAUGAAUGGUGACGGUCAGGUUGACUUUGAAGAGUUUGUAACACUUCUCGGACCAAAACUUUCUUCUGCUGGUAUGCCUGACAGGUUCCAUGGAGCUGAGUUUGACUCCAUAUUCUGGAAGUGUGACAUGCAAAAGCUGACUGUGGAUGAGCUGAAGAGACUCCUGUAUGACACCUUCUGUGAUCAUUUGACUAUGAAAGACAUCGAGAACAUAAUCAUGACAGAGGAGAGUCACUUAAACAGCCCCAAGUGCCAAGUAGAUAUUGACACGAGCCCCAUGCAACAAGUCAAGCACACGUGUGUGCGCAAGAGCUUGAUUUGUGCCUUUGCAAUCGCAUUUAUCAUCAGCGUCAUGCUCAUCGCAGCCAAUCAGAUGCUUCGAAGAGGGAUGAAGUGAACUGUUUCUUAAACCACGAAUGACUGACAAAAGGGUAAAAAGGUUCAAAUGCAAAAAAGUACUUAUUUUCAUUUCUAAUUUGAAACACCAAAGGCUGCUCUCUCAUUGUACUAUGAACUCAAGGGAAAGACAAACUGUUCUUAGGCAGGCAGAAGAACCAUAAAGAACAAUAUAAUUUAAAACCAUAUAGUUAAAAAAUGUCACAGUAAUUUUUUGUAGAAAUACAACUGGAACAAGAGUGAUGAAUAAUCACUGUGCUAAUCACUGUGCUAUGUAGUAUUAAAUGUA
This is a messenger RNA of Myxocyprinus asiaticus (Chinese sucker), 1210 nucleotides long. Its product is annotated as calcium-binding protein 7-like. The coding region runs from base 281 to 922 and encodes 213 amino acids. Gene Ontology annotation, molecular function: calcium ion binding. The record is from RefSeq and is a predicted model, not a curated record. The transcript has 5 exons. NCBI's taxonomy places the organism in Eukaryota, Metazoa, Chordata, Actinopteri, Cypriniformes, Catostomidae.